AUGAAUCCCUAUGAGGAUGCAAUUUUCUGCAGCUACUGUGAUAAAUUCUCCUGCUAUGAUCCUCAAGAAGAACUAGCUCACAUGAUUAAACAUCAUAAGCAUGCACUUGAGGUGCAGGGGCUGAAGGCACAAGAUAAUCGCAAGAGAUGCAGAUUAUGUGUGCACAAGAAUGGGUAUGACCAUGCAAAGGUCUUCACUAAUCAAAGUGCUAUGGACAAACAUAUGGACAAAGUCCAUCCAAGGUGGGAGGACUUGUACUCAUAG
Messenger RNA from Prunus armeniaca (apricot), 264 nucleotides. Lineage: Eukaryota; Viridiplantae; Streptophyta; Magnoliopsida; Rosales; Rosaceae. The record is from the annotation of a GenBank genome assembly.